AACCUAAUCAUACGUGAAGCGUAAACGUACAGGCAGGUGAUUUGGUUCUACCUCUGAAAACUGGAUUGGACACUUCAGCUUCUUCCCUCCUCCAAAACGAAGAGGAAGCUGUCCUGGUUUUCCUCUGGGACGCCCAAAGGCUUUUCUUCCCUUCGCAACCUACCAGUUGCCAGUGCUUCAGAUCCAGCGUUAAUCUUUGGUUCCUUCUCUGAUGACUAAUUCUGAUAUUUCUUGUUUUAGUGGAUGGAGAUUACCUACGCUGGCCUUGUUUCUUCUUCUUUGUUUCGUUGAUCUUGUUGUCGCUGAUUCGAAUCGAAAUCACAGUCUCGAAUGGCAGACUCUCACCCAGAGAAACUUUUCAUCUCAGAUCCGACUUCAUCCACACAUUCUGCUCAUUGUCACCGUUCCUUGGUCCGGUGAGUCACGAUCCCUUAUGAAGGAGUUGGUCAAUCUGUCUGCUUAUAAAAAAGGGAGAGUUAAUCUUCCAAAGCUAAGGGUUAUAUAUAGAAAUACUGACAAGAUGCUUGCAGACAUCCUUGGUGCUACCAAGGAAGUAACAGUAUUCUACUAUCACUACUCUGUGUCAUAUAAGUAUCAAGGGAGACUUAGAGCAGAUAAUAUAUUAUCUUCCUUUGAUCAUCUUGUCUCUCUUCAACCUGAAGAUCUUCCGUUGAAAACCUUAAACACUGAAGAGGACCUAAAAGCAUUCUUGGGGUCAACAGACAAGUCUGUACUUCUGCUGGAAUUUUGUGGAUGGAGUGCCAAAUUGUUGGCCGCAGGAGCCAAUGGUAAUGCAAGUUCUUUCCAUGUACACGAUGCAACAGAAGAUGGGGUUAUUUUUGGGGCAGAGUUGCAUGGAGAAACUAAUAAAACACUUCCAUCCGAGGGGAAGAUAAAUGAGAAGGGGAUGAGAAAUGAAAAGCUUACUUGUGAGGUCAAAAAUGAGCUUAAUGGAAUACCUUGGCUGGAGAGAUUUUCCUUGGCAAAUGACAGUGCGCCUCAUUCUGAAUUCAUGACAUCUGAUGUUGGUGUCUCCUGUACAUUUGAUGAGUUUCAACUGUUUGACUCGUUCUUCUCAAAGUUCACAACAACAGCAAGAGAGUUCUUUCUUCCUCCUGAAAGGCGGAGGUUUGGUCUGGUUUCUGAUCGAGCACUGCUGUCAUCUCUGCGUGUUGGUGAUUCUGAUUCAUAUUCAUGGUUGGUAAUGCUUCACUAUGCGGGAUGUCCCAAUUGUUCAGAGAUACUUGAAAGGGGAGAGGACAUCCAAAGUGUUCUGCAGAUGCACCACUCUCCUGUUAUUGAGCUUGAAGGUGAAGGCCAUGAUCUUGAGCCUGCUUUACCCAUAAACAUGCCAUCAGUAAUUCUUUUUGUGGAUCGAUCAUCUGAAUCAUUGGAUAUCAGAAAAAAGAGUAUCGGUGCUCUUAACAUUUUUUGGGAGAUAGCUUUACAGAACAAGCUUUUCCAUCAGAGGGAUGGACAACACACUGUUAAAUUCGGGGGAUACUCAUUCCUACAUUCUAAAGGACUGAGAAGUACAUCAAAUCAAGCUGGAAACCAAAGAGGAGAAUUCUCUUCAGCAGCUCGAAUGGUCAAGCUCAAGGACAAGAUGGCUGUUGUGAUAAUCAACGAGGAUGGAAAAGUUGCUGUAGAUAAUAUAGCGGCAGAAAAGCAGUUCCAGUCUGUCAAUGACAUCUUAGGGCACCUGCUUCAGCAGAAGAAAGAAGCAAAAUUAAGUUUGGUUGCAAAGGAGCUAGGCUUCCAGCUUCUAUCUGAUGAUUUUGAGGUCAAACUAGCGGAUCUAUCACCAUCACAGAAGGAAACUGCUCAAUCUGUAGAAGGUCCAUCAGAAUUUCCAACGGAAGAUACUCUUGAAAGUAGUAUCAUUCCGGAAAAAUAUAAUUUACCGAAUACUGCAAGUGGAACUGCUGUUCAGCAUGUGGAACUAGCUGGUGUUACCUUUGGUAGACCUUCCCCAUAUAAAAAAGAAAUGGGAGGUUAUGCAGAGGAGGAUGCUCAAUCUAUUUCUGUAGAACCAGAUAAAGCUCCCAUGACUGGUGAAAAUUGUAUUCCCGUGGUUAUGAGCUCAGAGGAGGAAAGUUCUGUGCAGAUUGGCCAACCUGUCGGGCAAAAGGUUGAACACCAACAAUUCAGGGGUUGUUUUUUCGUUUCUGAUGGUGGCUACCAAUUGCUGAGAACCCUUUAUGGAGGAUCCAAAAUUCCGUCAAUGUUAAUUCUUGAUCCCAUUUCACAAAGGCACUAUGUCUUCCCAGAAGAAGUUUUCUCCUAUUCUUCCUUGGCUAAGUUUCUUGAUGGAUUUUCUAAUGGAAGUCUGAACCCAUAUCAGCGUUCGGAAACCAUAAUCAAAAGUCCUAGGGAGCCAAUCUAUCCUCCAUUUGUAAAUUUGGACUUCCAUGAAGUGGACCCAAUCCCUCGAGUCAAUGCCCAUACAUUUUCUGAGUUGGUUCAAGGCUAUAAUCAGUUGAAUUCACAAAAUGUUGGACUUGGGCAUGCGUGGAUGAAGGAUGUUCUGGUGCUUUUUAGCAAUAGUUGGUGUGGAUUUUGCCAGAGAGCGGAAUUAGUUGUUCGUGAAGUAUACCGGGCCCUCAAUGGCUACAUGAAUCUGUUGCAGGGUGGAUCUAGAAAUGGAGAAUCACAACAUAUUACUGGCAUGUACUUCAACAUCACAUCAACUUCUGCUCUUAAAAGGAUAUAACAUCAGCUCUUCAAUCUUGCUU
Messenger RNA from Macadamia integrifolia, 2735 nucleotides. RefSeq lists its product as uncharacterized. Lineage: Eukaryota; Viridiplantae; Streptophyta; Magnoliopsida; Proteales; Proteaceae. Bases 212 to 2713 code for a protein of 833 amino acids. The record is from RefSeq and is a predicted model, not a curated record. The transcript is spliced from 5 exons.